UUGUGGGGUUGGGUUUUAUUUUAAAUUUGGUAUGGAGAAAGGAAGGAAGAGGAAAAUGGAAAGUGAAGAAGGGGAAGAAGAUGAGGAAGAGCAGAUACAGAAGUUCUAUGCUUUGAUUAGAAGCACCAAGGACAUGAGAGAUCGAUUGAGGAACAUCCCAGAUGGAUCCAAAGAGAGAGAAGAGGAGAGGAAGGCCGUCGCUUGGAAUCCAACGUUUCAACCGGAAGAUUUCAUGGGGGAUGACAAGUCCAAGGAUCCCCUACCAAUACCGACUCAAGCUGGCCCUUCUUCAAAGACAGAGCAACAACAAGAAGAUGAAACCAAGGAGAAAGGAGAAAGUAGGGGAAUUGACUUGAAUCUUUCUUUGUAGCAUCAUUAAUUUAUAAAUUACAACGGGUUUGUGUGUUUUUUUUUUUUUUUUUUUUUAAUAAUAGUUAUAUAGGAGGAAUCCUCUCUUUUUCUUUAAAUUUGUUUAUAAUUUUUCUUUCAUUUGAUUUAAAUUUUAAAUAUAAAAUCUUUAAUUUA
This is a messenger RNA of Rubroshorea leprosula, 525 nucleotides long. The record is from the annotation of a GenBank genome assembly. Lineage: Eukaryota; Viridiplantae; Streptophyta; Magnoliopsida; Malvales; Dipterocarpaceae.